Clonostachys byssicola is the source of this 1329-nucleotide messenger RNA. The record is from the annotation of a GenBank genome assembly. Lineage: Eukaryota; Fungi; Ascomycota; Sordariomycetes; Hypocreales; Bionectriaceae.
AUGGAAGGGACUUGGUAUUACCUGCCUGCGGAGAUCCGCGCAAUGAUCUUGGAAGAAAUUGCUCGGCAACGGCAUUGUGGCUGGGCGUCUUUCGCCGCUGUCUCUCGGGAGUGGCAAGCAGUAUUGGAGCCUAAGAACUUCCUCGCCCUAAAGCUGCGAAUCUCAUGUCUGGAGGACAUGGAACACAUGGUCAAUCGGUCAGCCCAUUUGGUUCGUCGUGUUUGGUUGCAUAUCGAACUGCCACGAUACAGCUGCCGUAACUGCACAACAAAGGAGUCCCGAUAUUGGAGCGAUCGCAAUAAUACCGUUGUCAAAGGUGCUAUCGUUAAAAUGUUCUCAAUCAUCUCCUCUUGGAAGCCCAGGGACCGGUUGGUGUUGGAACUCAGUGCAUACACACGCAGUGAUAUGGAGCACAAGUUUAAUCCUCGCGCUUUCGAGCCAGGGUACCACUAUCAUGAUCCGAAGCACGACUGGUAUAAUGGUCGUCAGAGGUGGCUUGAUGACAGUGAUAUACGGCGACUCUUUUCCUUAUUCUUGAAUCGACCACCAGAAGAGCUUCUCGAGGUUCCUGCAGUCACAGAUCUCGUGAUGCGUCGGCAAUCAAUGGGCGCUGAGGUGAAGACAAUAUCUAUUCUGGAAGACUUUAAUGAGGAUGUUCAGACGGCAUUGGCUCUUAGUGGAGCUGUCCUUGCCCACGAAGAAUUCCUCUUCCCUCGUGAGCUAGUCGGUGCUCUUGCCCUUCGGAGUUGCAGUCUCGAGCACCUCUCUGUUUCAUACAUGCUCUGUGCUCGUGUCUUUUAUGAGGAAUGUCAGCCUACUUACAAAUGGGAACGCCUUCAGUCGUUGGCUCUAACAACACCCUCUCUAAUCCCCACGGGGAAUGGAGGGCUUAUCCAGGAGCUGCUUCUCACUGCCGGUCGGGUCGCGCUGAGAAUGCCGAAGCUGCAGGACUUGGCGCUUUGGAAUGGGAAAAGGGGAGAAGCGUGCGCUUUCAUUUAUCACAAGGGGAGGCAGAGCCAGGACGAAGCCUCACUGACGUGGCGCGGAACUUGGGAUUUCAGCCUCGACGGUGUAGCAGAAUGGUGGCAGAAGAAUCUUGGCCCAGUGAAAGUGAAAGUCAAGUACGAGCAAUUGCAAAAGGAAAUCAUCCACUCACACGGCGACGCCAUCCACCAUUUGCGUCUGCCACGGGGCGUGAUCGAUCCAGAAUCACUGCGGCAGAUACGCCAGGAGGGGAUGCUGGGCGGCGCUGCAGCGUUUCACGGUGUUAUUGCCGAAGCUGCAGAGCUAUCAACAGCCCAUGGUGAAGCUGUCAUCCUGUCUGCUUGA